Messenger RNA from Nannizzia gypsea CBS 118893, 720 nucleotides. RefSeq lists its product as hypothetical. Lineage: Eukaryota; Fungi; Ascomycota; Eurotiomycetes; Onygenales; Arthrodermataceae. Gene Ontology annotation, cellular component: cytoplasm; mitochondrion; membrane. The annotation marks the transcript as partial. The record is from RefSeq and is a predicted model, not a curated record. The transcript is spliced from 2 exons.
CCAUCUCCUUCGACCUCUGUGCUGUCCCACGGCCGUCGCUCGCAUCCAGACAUCCCCCUCGGCCGCGCCCUGAGCUGGUACGGCGACAAGCAGAAGAAGAGGCCCUACUGGACCCAGUUCUUCAGCACCGUAGUCAUCUUCCUCUUCUCCGACCUUAGCGCCCAGCUGCUCGUGCCGUGGGUCACUCAAGAUAAUAAUAAUGAUAGCCAAGAUGAUGCAGAGACACAAGAGGAAAAGCUAGGGAUACUCGACAGAUACGAUCCGCUGCGCACGCUCAGACAUGUCAGCAUAGGCGGGUUCGUCGCCAUCCCGAGCUACACAUGGUUCAUGUUCGUGCACAACAACUUCAACUACGCCUCCAAGUUCCUCUCGAUAACAACCAAAGUCGUGCUCUCCCAAGUCAUCUACGCGCCGCUCUUCAACGUCUACUUCUUCUCGGCCCAGUCGCUGCUCUCCGGCGCAAGCUGGUCGGAGACCCUCCAGCGUCUACAGGUCACGCUGCCCGUCAGCAUCGUCAACAGCGCAAAGAUAUGGCCGGCUGUCUCGGCGUUUAUGUUCCUGUACAUCGAUCCGGCCUUUAGAGCGAUCUUCGCGGGAGUCAUUGCCUUGGGGUGGCAGACGUAUCUCUCGUGGCUGAACCAGAUUGCCGCGAGGGAGGUUAGGGCCAGAGAAAAGCAGAAGGAAGUGGGAGCUGGGCCGGUGGGAAAAGUCGCUGUUUGA